Molecule: messenger RNA, 5061 nt
Organism: Paramormyrops kingsleyae
Lineage: Eukaryota; Metazoa; Chordata; Actinopteri; Osteoglossiformes; Mormyridae
Gene: efnb3b
Product: ephrin-B3b
Biological process (GO): axon guidance; ephrin receptor signaling pathway
Cellular component (GO): plasma membrane
Molecular function (GO): ephrin receptor binding
Source: RefSeq, a predicted model, not a curated record
UUUCCUGUGCGUUUCGUUUCGGCUUUCUGAAACACACUCCUCUCUCGCUUGUAUUUGUGCAACUACAACGGGGAUAGGAGGAGAUGUAGAUGGAGGGAGGGAGAGAAGCCGCUCCACACCGCCCCUAUAUUAAAGAAAUUCAUUUUAAAAAUCCGCUCCGUGCAAGGUUAGCGAGCCUGUCAACCGGAAGAUCAGAUUUUUUAUAUAUUCAAGCACAUACACCUCCCCCUUAACCCCCUCCCUCAAACAAGUAGUCGGUCUGUCAAUGCAUUGCGAGCGCUAGUCAAAUCAAACGAGUGGCGUUUCGGAGCCGGGGAGGCAAACGCAGCACCAUCAGGAUUCAAUGAUUGUAUUACAGACCGUGUGCGUAGGAAUAGCGAUCAUUGAGAAAUAGCCCUUCGAUUUUGUCUGAUUUUUAUUCAUCUUAAAUAAUAUUGCUCAAUUGUAACGAAUGUCAUCUACCACUACGAGUUUUCUUCAUGCAUUAAUUUAAAAAGGUUUUAAAUAUGAGUAUUGGUGUUAAUUUGCGCAUGGACGUUAUUUUUAUUCCGAUCUGAGCUGAAGGAAGGUGCUGCAGGAUUGAGUGCGUUCACUCGUACUAUAAGGGAUUACAAGUUGAAUUCCAUGGAGACGGGACUAUAAAGAAACAGUGUCCAAGACCAAGAGCGUUUUUCUUUCAAGAAUGGAAAUUGUGAAAUAAAAGAACUUGACACGUUGGACAUCCGUCCAUUUUGUUCCCGAGUUCCGAAUUUUUUUUACCAUCUCUUUCGGAGAAAACAACUGGAAUGAAAGAGAGGGGGACAGAAGGAAUGGGAGAGAAAUCAAACAAAACCCGUACAGAGAGCAAGGUACAGCAGUUAGGACAAAUAUCAACACACCGCCCGAAUCGCUUUAUAAAUCAUUAAACCCGAACUGAAAUAAGCUCCUCCACGAGGAUUUCUUUGUUAAAAGGGGGGUUUCGUCCGAGCAAGCAAACCACGUUCUCUGAAAGAAAACGGGACUAAAGACAUAAUUAGAAAAACAUGGAUUCGUCAUAGCCCUGCAAAACUGUACGCUACUUCUGAACCUAGGAAAAGGUUUAUUGAUGCGGACAUGCUCUUCCCACGGGGAUCGGAGGCACUGAAGAACUUUUAGCAGUUUUAUCGUGUAUUUUGUUUUUAUUAUUAUUUUUUUUCUUAUUGGACAUCCAUGCGGUUGCUCCAGUCAAGCUUUCUCGUAAAGUACUGAGGGAUAUUCCUGUAGCCCAUCGGGGGAUUUUUUUUAAUCUUCAACGCCCCCGUAUAUUUUUAAGAACAUCCCUUCCGAUGAGGGGUAAAAGACACAGCUUGGGGGUUACAAUGGCGUGUCGGAACAGUGGUUUUGGGCUAGGAAUUUUUGCAGUAUUCAUGGUGGAUUUACUGGGGAUCUCCGCCACUAAUAUGGAGCCGAUAUACUGGAAUUCCUUGAACAAAAGGUUUGGGGACGACAAAGGCUAUGUCCUUUAUCCCCAGAUCGGGGACCGGCUGGACCUCAUCUGCCCGGCGUCAGAGCCGCCCGGCCCGCGGGCCCCACCCGAGUAUGAGUACUACAAGCUGUACCUGGUGUCGUCGCGGGAGCAGGCGGACCACUGCGAGGUCACCGGCCCCCCCAACCUGCUGCUCACCUGCGACAAGCCGAACAGCGACAUGCGCUUCACCAUCAAGUUCCAGGAGUACUCGCCCAACCUGUGGGGGCACGAGUUCAAGACCAUGCACGACUACUAUAUCAUCGCGACCUCUGAUGGAACACGCCAGGGCCUGGAGAGCAUGCGGGGGGGUGUUUGUGCCACACAAGGAAUGAAGGUGGUCCUCAAAGUGGGACAGAGCCCCUAUGGUUUGCCCCCGAAGCCAGUCAAACCAGACCAGAACUCAGGCCGCACCGACAGCCGGAACCCAGGCGGCUCCGGGAACUCGACGUACACGCGAGGCGGCGGGGCGGGGGGUGAGAACGGCCCUCUGCCCUCCUCAAACGUGGCGCUGAUCGCGGGGGCCGCUGGAGGCUCCGCCUUUCUGCUGCUGGUGACAGCGGUGAUCUGCGCCGUGUGCUAUCGGCGGCGGCACGCCAAGCCCUCAGAGUCGCACAUCCCGCCGCUUUCGCUGUCCUCGCUCACCAGCCCCAAGCGGGGAGGCGGGGGUGGUGGGGGCAACAACAACGGCUCCGAGCCCAGUGACAUCAUCAUCCCGCUGCGGACUUCCGAUUCGGCCUACUGCCCUCACUACGAGAAGGUCAGCGGGGACUACGGGCACCCUGUCUACAUCGUCCAGGAGAUGCCCCCCCAGAGCCCUGCCAACAUCUACUACAAAGUAUGAGGCACCUCAUGCCCCCCCUGCCCUCACCUCUCCCCCCUCCCAUACCCCUCUGCACCUUUGACCUGCCCCCUAAAGCUACCUGGGUCCUCCUCCCAGCGCCGUUUUUUCAGCCAAUCACAGGGCGGCUCCAUUCAACGGGGUCUAGCUUUUACUUUGGGGGGGGGGGGCCCUGCCUUGCCUCUCAGAGCCACGUCACCAAGACCUGGGGGGAGCAAACAGCCUGAUGGAAUUGUUUACGGGAGACGCCUUCAAGGCCGGCUUCAGAGCACGAGAUCUGCAGGCCACCGCUAACCCACGAGUGUGUGUGUGGUGUGUGUGUGUGUGUGUGUGUUUUUUCUUCGGAGCUCCUUAUUGGUUCUUUUGGUUGUCAUGUACAAGACGACCUUCUGUCAUCUACCGAUGAAAACGCAGUGACUGGAAGGUUGUGACAAGCCGAUGGGUUUGGGGCCCCGGCUGGAGCUGUGCUAGUCUAGGAUAGCCGGUCAGCUUGUGCGUCUUGUGUUCGUGUGCGUGCGAGAGAGACAAACUGUGCCAGGGCCUCUGAUGGAGCACCGACAGUGAAUAAACAGUGAACAUGUGUGUCAUUGUGUGUAUACCUGUGUGUUUGCGUGUCGUAGGCAGUUUUUAAAACCAAAAUGUCACAAAACAUGAGAAAAUAUCAAAAAUCAUCGGAUUUUGUUUAUUUCCAUUAUGUGUAUAGAUUAUAUAUACAUAUACCAUAAAUAACUUUAGAUUUUUUUUCUAUCACAGUUUUUUCAGUUUUAGGCACAAUUACUGUUCGCAUUUAUACCUUCAUUUCUUAUGAAAGAGUUUUGAAUUUUAGCCAGAGAUUGCCCUAGAUCUUUUCACCCCAUUGUGCUGUAAUUUAAUUUAAUCUUUAUUUUUCUCGCACGUGGUGAUUCUUCUCCCUGUCACCACUCCCCCCUCGCCUACCAGUCCUUCCCCAUGUAUAUUUUUAUAGCUCCUUGUAAAACGCUGUAGUUUUGAAAUUAAAGCUUGUUUGUGGAGGUGCUGAGGUAGAUCAAUCUAUUAAAGUUUUAAAAGAAUACACGUUUUUGCAAAAAAAUAGAGAAAAAAGAAAAAAAAAAUUUUUGUUUUCGGGGGCAUACAGGGGUCCAAAGACGACAAUGACUGUUGGGUGGGAGACAUGAAUAACGUGGAACAGGAAAUGGUCCCAAUGGAAGUCGCAUUGAAUGAUUGGGAAUUCUGCCCUCUGUGGCCUUUGAAACGGACAGGGACAGCUGGGCAGAGCCGGCUUCUGUGGAGAGGGGGGUGACUGGCAUCUCCCAGGACUCUCACGGUAUGUAAGUGGUGCCUCGUCCCUGCUCUGGCUGAGACUGGGACAUCUUUCAAAAAUGAUGGGAUGACAAAAGAAAAACAGAGAGAUGGAGAAAUGGAGAACACGUCGCCGUUUGCAUUGAUCCUGUGUUUGGUUCGUCACGUCACGUCGUCUGUUUUUUCGAUUUCUGCUGUUUGCUUUUUUGUUUUUCCAUUGGCGUGUUCCUACCUCCUGACGCCAAACCUGGAAGCAGAGAGAGGUGCACCCCCACCUCCAACACGGGGGGGGGGCAGGUCAGCAUGUGAUGGGUCCGAUGGGGAUGUGCGGGGCGGUUCCCUGGCCCAGAGGAGUGGGACACACCUGUUGUUGUAAGAAAUGGACUCGCCGGAACCAAUGCAGUAGCAAGCUGGCGUGAGGGGAGAACAGAAGCACACGCAUCACCUGUGACGUAAACAUGCAGCACAUGCAGACGGGAAAGCCUCAGACUCGCCUUCAGAGUCUCCAUCACCAAGCACACGUUGGGCAGCCUCAUUGAUCUGUGGUGUGGACGACCUCAGACACGGCGGCGGACAGAGGGAAACAGCCGCCAUCUCUGUGCCGACCGCGCUCUCUGUGCACAGCUGGAAAGAAAGCCACCAGUUUUGUUGUCAGCACAGCCAAGGACUUUGCAGAGGAAGAGCGCCCCCCGGUGAUCUAUCCUGAGAGACAUGGAUGUUCAUCGCCGUGCCGACCACACCUCUUUCCAGGACUUUGACCCGCGGCCUGGUGACAGCAUACGAACUUGUUCAGUCAAAGCUGCGUUUAAAGAUGUUACCUUGGCAAAUGUGAAUGUUUCUUGAUGUUAUUCUCUGGUUUAAUUUAAAAGCAGGUAGCCGUAAUUUGGUUUGUGAUUAGUAUUAAGGGGAAUAUGUUUUCCAUCAAAAUCUGGUGUCUUCUGUUAUUUGCAGUGUAGUUUCACUCCGAGUCUCGGUGUGUGCUGGUGCAGUCGCUCCAGGUUUCCUGUCAGACCGUGUGCCCUGUCCUCUGCACCAUGCACCUCACUCUUGUCUUCAUAGCAGCCCCUUCGGCUUGUCAGUCCAUCGUUGUCGGGUCUGUCGUAGGUGUGAUGUUCUCGGGCAUCUCGUGUGCAGACCGCUGUCUGACAUCAUCAGUAUGGGACGCGGAUGGGCACGUCUCCCAUGGAGUCCUUAUAGGUUGACUGUGCCAAAAAAAAAAACAAAUCACCUAUGUAUAUCUUCUUUGCUGUUUUUCUCAUGGACACUUGUGAGAAGGACUGUUCCGGAAAAACGGGGAAACCUCCCUACAUCCCCUCCUCUCUGUUCGUGUGUCUGUGGUCACCGCGCCAGAGGAAAGGCUCUGGCUCACAGGCCAUGUGCAGACUGCGGGACACUACCGUGAAGGGACCCCUGUAUACAUGUAACUCCUCUGACCCCCCCCCCCCCCCCUUUGGAAAAG